AGCAACCCGGAAGAUCGACGUCAUGACGUCAUGACGCAGACACCGAUUUGAAGCGCUUGUUGAAACUGAAAGCAAAACACAACGCGUGUUUGGCUGACUGUUAUGCGAUUGAAAGCGUAUUGCUGAAAGUGAACCGUCCCGGUGGUUAAAGAAAGGUUCGACAUAAUGUCUGCGGCUGAGCCCAUCAUCUUAUCGAGACAGACGCAGAAAGAAAUCAACGGCAUUGCCACGCAAGUUGUGUGCACACAAUUCAGUAAUUACAUAUUUAUCGUCAUAACGCAGUAUGGCAAAAUCGGAACCUUGGUGUCCGUCACGCCCGAGUCCAAAUGCGAUGACUUCAACACUCCGAUAUUCUCCACCAAAGUGCUGCUGGGAAAAGAUGAGCCCCUGACACACGUGUGUGGUAAAAACCUGGGAACGUUUGUGUCACAACAAGCCGGCAGGCCUGUCCUACUGGGACUGGCACUCAAGGACCCCUCGGUCGAUGCAAUUACGCAAAUAAAAGAACUCAUCAAAAGUUGUCAAGUUUGGUAGGAAGACUGCAAGACCCCAUCAUCUCCCUUUUUUCUUUUUUUAAUUGAGUUGGAUGUUUUUUUUAUUGCAAUUUGUUAGAGCUGUUGGCCUACUUUACCAGUUUGCAAAAAUAACGCUCACUUGUUUUGUCAUUCGCCAUGUGAUCACAUUUCAUUGCAAUGUAAAUAUCUGAAAGCAUCACAAAACAUUUUCAAUAAAACAGGUUAGAGAUUA
Syngnathus acus (greater pipefish) is the source of this 747-nucleotide messenger RNA. It is a transcript of the gene psmg3, whose product is annotated as proteasome (prosome, macropain) assembly chaperone 3. Gene Ontology annotation, biological process: proteasome assembly. The record is from RefSeq and is a predicted model, not a curated record. NCBI's taxonomy places the organism in Eukaryota, Metazoa, Chordata, Actinopteri, Syngnathiformes, Syngnathidae. Bases 166 to 534 code for a protein of 122 amino acids. The transcript has 3 exons.